Messenger RNA from Quercus robur (English oak), 798 nucleotides. Its product is annotated as rapid alkalinization factor-like. The record is from RefSeq and is a predicted model, not a curated record. Bases 184 to 579 code for a protein of 131 amino acids. NCBI's taxonomy places the organism in Eukaryota, Viridiplantae, Streptophyta, Magnoliopsida, Fagales, Fagaceae. The transcript has a single exon.
UACCUGUAGUAUCUUCUUACCUCUGUCUUUGAGAAGAAAACAACAAAAGAAAUAGCCACAGAAUAACACACAACCACAAGAAAGAGAGAAAGAAAGCAACCAGUCCAAGAAAAACCCAAAAACCCAACAAAGAAAAAAGAAGAAGAGAGAAGCUUUAUCCUUUGUUCUUGUUCAUCAAAAACAAUGGCUAGCUUUUUCUAUUCCUCAUCAUCAACCAUACUUGGGAUCUGUGCUGUGGUCAUGAUCUUGAUCCUCAGCUCAUCAUCAUCAUCAUCAACCGUCCAUGCAGGUGAUGGGUCCCACUUGGGUUGGAUACCCACAGCAACAACAAGAUCAGCUUGCAAGGGCACCAUAGCUGAGUGCAUGAAUGCUGGUGGGUUAGGUGAGGAAGAGUUUGACCUGGACUCUGAGAUCAGCCGGCGCAUUCUAGCCACCAGCGGCUACAUCAGCUACGGUGCGCUUCAGAGGAACACUGUGCCUUGCUCUAAGCGUGGGUCCUCCUACUACAACUGCCAAGCUGGCGCUCAGUCCAACCCUUACAGCCGUGGCUGCAGCGCCAUUACAAGGUGCAGGGGUUAAUUUGUUUAAUUUGUUUUUUUGGUUUUAUAUUUUUAUUUUUGUUUUUAAGAUGGGGUUUGAUUAAUUGUUAUACAUGAAGAAAACGAAAGAGAUUGGGAUUGGUAGUGAUGGAUCAUUAUUAUUGUUGUUGUUGCUAUUGACAUAUGUUGUUAUUGUUGAUGGAAAUAUUGUUGUUAUAAUUAUAUUUGGAAUAUGUCUCUGUACAAGUCUUUCUCAUAA